CACACUCACCACGCCCCCUCAUCCAGGAACACCCUGCCAGUGGGUGUGUGUACUCACACAGUGCCGAGGCGCACCAGCGAGCAGCCCACACACUUGUCACGGAUCCCCGGCAUUAGCUGGCUCCUCUCCCCGGCCCCCGGAGCUCCCUCGCCGGCUUCCCCGUCACCCUCCUCCGGCAGGGGUCCCCAAACUAUGGCCUGCGGGACAGACACGGCCCUCCAGCGUCCAAAGUCCGGCCCGCUGGUAGUCCCAAGAUCCUCUGCGGAAGCCUGGACAACAAUGUGAAUUUGGAACCAUGGUGGUGGAAAUGAAGGAAGCGGGCCGCCAACUCCACGCUCUGCUUAACUGAUUCUGCCACCGUUGCCGAGUGGAACCCGAAUGAGUGAUGGAAGUCCCGGAUGACAUGAACCUCUCCUUCCUGCUGGAGCACGAGCGCGACACCAUCCUGAAGGUGCUGCAGAAAGACGAGAAGCUGAGGAAGCGAGAGGAGAAGAGAAUACGGAAGCUGAAGAACGAGCUGCUGGAGAUCAAACGCAAAGGUUCUCGUAGCGCGCCUCGAGAGUCCGGGGAGCGUCAGUGCGGCCGCUGCCUCAAGACGCUGGGCCUGAUCUUUGACCGCGGCGAGCUCUGCGACGACUGCGGGCUGCGGGUGUGCAGCGAGUGCCGUGUGUCCGCCACCAAGCGGCGCGAGUGGAGGUGCAACGUGUGUGCUAAGAUCUCAGAGCUGAAGGUGGUGACAGGAGAAUGGUUCCUGGAGGAGCGAUCCAAGCGCUUCGAGCACAAACUGUUGAGCAGUGACGUGGUUAAGCAAACAAUCCUGAGCAGCCCGACUGCUACAGUGGAUAAAAAGUCUGCUGACAACUUGUGUCUCCGUCCUGAGUCGGGGAGGUCCGAUACACCUAAGUCCAGCAGGCGCUCCAAACAUCUUGUAGAUGGACUGAGAAAAAGAGGGAGGAUGAAGAUGGACAAAGUCGGCAGCAGGCCUCUGAGGUCGGAGAACGGCUUCGACGGCCUCAACGUAAAGUCCGCCUCAGACGGUGACGCUCACAGCGUGCGAAGCGUUCACUCCGCUCCGAGUCAACACGCAAAUAGCGGAAGCAUGGCGGCUUUCAACUCCUACGGGACACCGACCGCACUAAACAACAACCGGCGUUCCCAAACUCCCGACAGAUCUUCCACUUGCGGUAGCAACCGGCGGGUCAGGCAGCCUGAUGGAGCUGAGAGCGUUUACAGCUUCCACUCCAGCAGCAGCGCACCUGAGAGUAAAACUGCAGGGAAUGAUGGGAAGAGCUCCGGUGCUCCCAUUAUUUCUGUGUCUAGAGCUUCAGUGUCAUCAGAUCACAGUCGUUCAGAAAUGGACCUGUCAGCCGCAGGUUCUGAAGCCAGCGAUGAUGCCUUCAGUUUCAGAAGCCGCUCUGUCCUCGGCCUCAAUGACACAGAGUUCUGUGACCAGGAUGCGGAGGAAGACAUCGACGCCCUGAUGUCGGCUCACAGCCAGACGGCCGGCCACCGCCUCAACAACGCUGCGUCGAUGCCUUCCACUCCUGCCUCAGAGAGGAGGUGGGGCUUCCUCAAUGUCCCCGACUCGGACGCUGAGACAAGCAGCAUCAGCAGCAUGAUGAGCAUGUACAGCGAGACGGGUGACUAUGGCAACGCCCGGGUGAGCGGCGAGAUCCUGUUGAACAUCAGCUACAGCUACAAGACGGGCGCUCUAAACGUGAUGGUCAAAGAGUGCCACAACCUCGCUACGGGGGACGAGAGGAGGCAACGCACUGACGCCUACGUGAAGACAUACCUGCUCCCAGACAUGUCACGACAGAGCAAGAGGAAGACGAGCGUCAAGGCCAACAGCAUCAAUCCUGUCUUUAAUGAGAACCUGAGGUAUGUGAUCAGCCACUCUCAGCUGGAAACGCGCACUUUGCAAGUGUCCGUGUGGCAUCACGACCGAUUCGGCCACAACAGCUUCCUUGGAGAAGUGGAGCUGACCUUUGACUCCUGGGAGUUCGAUUCCCAAAUAGACGAGUGGUUCGCUCUGCAGCCCAAGCUGGAGAGCAGCAUGGACGCCAGCAUGCAGUACAAAGGGGAGCUGACUGUGGUGUUGAAGUACAUUCCUGCGGAGAAGAACCUCAUGCUGCCUCUGGACCAAGUACAAGUGAAGAAAGGCUUCCUGAAAGGCAAGAAGAAGAGCAGCUUCACACCACCACAAGGGGGCAUGGUUGAGCUGCUCGUCAAAGGGGCCAAGAAUCUAACUGCUGUCAAGUCUGGAGGCACUUCGGAUCCUUUUGUCAAAGGAUACCUUCUUCCCGACAACAACAAGUCCACCAAGCACAAGACGGCGGUGGAGCGGCGCACGGUCAACCCUGAGUGGAAGCACACCUUCACCUACUGUGGUCUGCAGCCGGGAGAUCUCAACAACGUUUGUCUGGAGCUCACAGUGUGGGACAAGGAGGCCUUGGCCAGUAAUGUCUUCAUGGGAGGAGUCAGGCUGGGAGCUGGGACAGGCACGAGUUACGGUAACGAGGUGGACUGGAUGGACUCAUACGGAGAGGAGCAGCGUCUGUGGCAGCGCAUGAUUGAAAACCCGGAAGUCCCUCAGGAGUGUACGCUGAUGCUGAGGUCCACCAUGAGGAAGACCUCCUCAUGAUCCGGAAGAUCAUCUUCUCACUUUUCCAGAAAACAACCAGUCAUGCCUUUUAAACCUCUGAUUACUGCCAACAACCCCCUUCCAAUAAGCACAUUAUGUUGAAUCAUUUUAGCAUGUAGCUAACUACAGCCAACACACUUUUUUAUCCUAUAAAACAAGACGUAAGACAAAGCACUGAUAAAUGGCGGCAGAGACCCCUUUCGUCCCCACGUGAGCUCUUUUUGCUGUGAAGCACAUUCUUGCGAGUACAAUGAGUGUUUAUUUUAUCUUAGCAUUAGCUUGCUAGCGAGCUAACAGCAGUCCCCAAUGUUAAAUUCCCAUUCCCAAAAGCAAUUAACAAACUAAAAUAAAAUGAUAGUAUAAAAGGCUUGUUUUGUACCAAAGUUGUAAAAUGAAUCCGCUCAUCGGUGUUGCCGUCAUCAGCAUGUUAGCAUGCUAACGUUAGCAUUUAGCUCCAAGCACCACCGUGCCUACACGCACAACCUCAACCGCUAGCUAGCAUGAUUUAUGAACCGUUAAAUAAUUCUUUACUAGUGCGUUCGCUUUCCACGCCUGCUGCUUGCAUAGGAAAUUUAGGGAAAAAAGUCAUUUGAAUCCAGCUUCAAUGUGAAUUAGGUAAGACUGCAUCAGUGUGCUGAGUCAGCAGCACGGCGGUAAAGGUAACAAGAACAAGUUGCGCACUGAUAAUGACGUCAUUAUUUCACUACAUCUGCAAAAACCUGCCUCCAGUUAAGACACAAUUGCCAAUAUCGUGUGUGUGUGUGUAAAACACAAAUAAUAAUAAUAAUUAAACAUGGUUUUAGAUGACAAGUUUGUGCAAUACCUGACUAUACUAACUUUUGAUGUACAGCAUGUGUUUACCUGUGUCCGCUCGACUCAUGUCCAACCUAUUUUAUCUCCUGGCAGAAGUAUUUUGAAAUAAAACAGAAAACAUU
This is a messenger RNA of Entelurus aequoreus (snake pipefish), 3579 nucleotides long. It is a transcript of the gene sytl5, whose product is annotated as synaptotagmin-like 5. The transcript has 19 exons. Lineage: Eukaryota; Metazoa; Chordata; Actinopteri; Syngnathiformes; Syngnathidae. Bases 386 to 2644 code for a protein of 752 amino acids. Gene Ontology annotation, molecular function: small GTPase binding; phospholipid binding; neurexin family protein binding. Gene Ontology annotation, biological process: intracellular protein transport; exocytosis. Gene Ontology annotation, cellular component: exocytic vesicle; plasma membrane. The record is from RefSeq and is a predicted model, not a curated record.